AUGGAACUCGAACUCGCGGGAGAGACUCCUAGGAAUCCAGUGCGCAUCGAAGGGGCCGCGUACCCCUCUCAUAAGCGAAACGCAUCCAGCGACGUCCACGGACACUCCUCAACGAGGCUGAAAAUGGCCGAGCCCCCUACCUUCUCAGGCAAAAACAUUAAAGAGUUGCAAACAUUCGAGAUCGAGUGGUCGAUUCGAAACAAGGCUGAUGGGCCUUUCACACCCUCUGAGUGGGUGGAACGUAUCCAGAAAGUAGCCACCUACCUGAAGGGUACGGCCGCGAUCUCAUGGGUGCGACACAAGGAUCCAAUCAAUACUUGGGACGAGUUUAUCGCUUUUUGCAAGGGUAUCAUCUUAGACCCUACGAAUCGUAUGUCAAACGCACUCUUAUCGCUGGCCUUUAAGAAGCAGGGCGAUAACCAGGGAGCGCGAGCAUUCCUGGACGAAGUGGAGGCGCUGGAAAGGGAUAUUCCUGAGCUAUCGGCAGAAGAGCGAGACGCGUGGUUUCUUCUCAACCGUUUACGCCCCGAUAUACGUACGGAGGUCAUGCGCGAGAAUAAGGAGAUCCGUAGCCGAGAGCAGGUCCUCGCGGCAGCACAAAGGCAAGAGGAGCUCUCGCGCCAGAAGACGAGGCAAGAGAGGUCGGAACGAUCUUACACCCCAGGGCGUAGGUCGUCCGGCACCCCAACGCAUACGAAGCGGACCACUGAGCACCGCGUAUCGACGGAGGGCCACCAACGGGAGAAGAAAGACACUACCGAAGAGACCACUUCUAGCAUUAUAUGCUACAAGUGUGGUAGGCCUGGACAUAAGGCCUAUCAAUGCCACCGCAAUAGGCGCAGCGAAAAACAGCGCGAUAAGGACACUACCUCGACUCAACAGGAUAAGUCAAAAAACUAG
Messenger RNA from Cladophialophora immunda, 900 nucleotides. RefSeq lists its product as uncharacterized. The transcript has a single exon. The record is from RefSeq and is a predicted model, not a curated record. Lineage: Eukaryota; Fungi; Ascomycota; Eurotiomycetes; Chaetothyriales; Herpotrichiellaceae. Bases 1 to 900 code for a protein of 299 amino acids. Gene Ontology annotation, molecular function: nucleic acid binding; zinc ion binding.